GAUUACCACAUUAUUACUGCUAGGCUAGCUAGUAGUAUAUCACAAAAAACAGUCAGUCCCUUUGAAACUACAAAACGUUUGUUUGUUGUUGUUUCUUAGCUAUUAAUUAAGCAAGCGGAGGAAAGCUGUAAGCAGUAUGUUAGAUGCGACUGUACACCAUAUGUGACAGCUGCUCGUGUUAACACCGACCAAGCGAAUAAUGCGGCAGAGUUUCAGCUCUGUCUUAUGAACGAGCCGGUGAUUUCCCGGUAAGCAGCUUCCCCGCAGCUGAGCCUCGCGGUUCAUACAAACCGUUUCGUUUCGUCUUUAAACAGAUGAUGUUGGAAUGACGUGGGUUGACGCGUUGACUCAAGGAGCGUUUCCUGAAUGACUGCGUUUAUGACUCACUAGAUUAACACUUCUCUUUCUGUGUUCAUAUGGUAUUUUCUGCCUUUUUAAGAGAUCGAUAAUCUUUUCGAUAAUCGGUUUUAUAUGGUUAUUUUAACGGAUAUCUACGUUUCAUCGGCUGCCAGUAUCACCGGAUCUCGCUUCAUCGGUUAUUAUUAGUAUAUAUUGCUAUUUUUAUACAGUCUAUGAUAUAUUGACUAUACCCUGAUGGCACCAUCUGUUGAAAAUAAGGCAAAACAGCAAGGCGAGGAGAAGAUGCCUCAACCCAAGGUGAAGCUGGUGGUGACCGGAGAUGAUUUUGGGUACUGCGAGAGAAGAAAUCAGGGGAUUGUGGAUUGCUUCAAAGCUGGCGGGAUCUCCAAUGUCUCUCUUCUGGUCAAUGCAGUCUCAGCGGAGCACGCGGCAGAGCUGGCUAAAAGGAAUCACAUCCCCAUUGGACUCCAUGCAAAUCUUUCAGAGGGUCUUCCAGUGUCUCAGGAUCUAAGGGGCUCAACGCUCCUCAACAAGGAGGGAUUCUUCCAUGGCAAGAUGGGCUUCCGGGAAGUUUUGCAGUGUGGUCAGCUCAAGAUGUCAGAGGUGGAGGCGGAGCUCAGAGCCCAGGUAAAUCGAUUCUGUGAACUUGUUGGCCAGGUACCCUACCAUAUGGAUGGCCACCAGCAUGUGCACGUGCUGCCAGAGGUGCGAGAGGUGUUUGCCCAAGUUCUCUCUGAUUUUGGGAUCACCUACACACGGGUCCCCAUAGAACCCGGUCUUAAAUUUGGCACCUUCCUCCCGUCCCAUCUGCGAGUAUUCAAUGCACAGGUUGAAAAAGAUGCCCUUGAAUCUAUCGAGGUCUUUCAUCGCUAUGGAAUUAGAUGGCCUGACAUAUACCUGGGCCUGAGCACCAUGGGUAAGAACAUGUCUGUCCCCAACCUGAAAUGUGCUUUGGGCUUCACACUGGAAGCUUCACUAGAAGACGCUGUGAACUCCCCAUUGAUACAGUGCAAUGAUGCCGCGACUGACUCCUAUCGUCCGGUUACAGCAGAGCUUAUGGUGCAUCCAGGAUAUCCAAGUCAACCUCACCAGGGCGGAUGUGGAGAAGGACCGGAUGACUUCUCACAGUCCGCAGACCGACUACACGAGCUUAAUACUUUGAGGGACCCUUUUGUGCUUAACUACUACAGGCAACGGGGGAUCCACCUCUGUGCCUUUAAAGACUUUUAAACCCUUAGCUCAGAGUAUUUAAGGUUUGGCAAACUGAAUGUCUUCUGCUUUGAGGAAAUAAGAUCUUGACCCAUACCUCAAUUAGUCAUAUCAGUGCUUGGUUUGGGAAAGGCAGAAAAUCAGCAUUCAGAGCCCAUACAAAAUGUAUUUAGAAGCUGCUACUUCAAGUAGAGCUAAAACAACUGAAUUAUACUAAUUAUUCAACAGAAACACAAGAUACUAUUAGAUUGGCCUGUUUUUAAAUUGCUCAACUAGACUUUUUUUCUUUUUUUUUUUAAAGCAGCUAGCCAUUUCAACAUAGAGAGCUGUGUCCUUAUAAUUGGAAAGUGAGAUUUUAUCUGUAUUUGUUUCUAAAAAUGUUGCCUCAUUUAAGCAAGUUUCUCUCAAAGCCAUAUAUUAAUAUUGCAGAGAACUGUAAAAUCCAACAACAAUGCCAAAUUUAUGACUUUAACGUACUAGAUGAAGAUUUUAACUCCACUGAACAUGUAGCAAUUACUUUAUAUAUUUAAAAAUCAAAGGUAUUUUUGGGUACAGUGUUUUUAAUGAAUGUAUUUAUGAUAUUUUUAUGAACCUGAACUCUGGAUUUCUUUCUGAAAUAUAAAAAUAGCUUUGGAACAAGUA
Molecule: messenger RNA, 2211 nt
Organism: Cyprinus carpio (common carp)
Lineage: Eukaryota; Metazoa; Chordata; Actinopteri; Cypriniformes; Cyprinidae
Product: carbohydrate deacetylase-like
Exons: 6
Coding region: 595-1590 (331 amino acids)
Biological process (GO): carbohydrate metabolic process
Molecular function (GO): deacetylase activity
Source: RefSeq, a predicted model, not a curated record